UCCUCAGAAAAUUCUUACACGAUCAGAGUGGGACCCCAAAAGCACCAUGGCUGCUCUUGGCAUCACCAUUGCCUUGUUGGUGUGGGUGGCCACCCUCCUGCUUAUAUCCAUUUGGAAGCAGAUCUAUAGUAGCUGGAAUCUGCCCCCUGGACCUUUUGCACUUCCUAUCCUUGGGAAUGUUUUACAGCUGGAUUUGAAGGAUAUACCCAAGUCCUUCACCAAGUUGGCACAGCGUUUUGGGCCAGUGUUCACACUGCACCUAGGAUCAAGGCGCAUCGUGGUCUUACAUGGCUACAAGGCUGUCAAGGAGGUGCUGCUGAACCAUAAGAAUGAGUUCUCUGGCAGAGGAGAGAUUCCUGUGUUUCAUGAGUACAAAGACAAAGGGAUUGUUUUCAAUAAUGGACCCACCUGGAAGGAUGUCCGGCGGUUUUCCCUGAGCAUCCUCCGUGACUAUGGGAUGGGGAAACAGCGUAAUGAGGAGCGUAUCCAGAGGGAGGCACACUUCCUGGUGGAGGAGCUCAGGAAGACUCAGGGCCAGCCCUUUGAUCCCACCUUUCUCAUUGGCUGUGCACCAUGCAAUGUGAUAGCGGACAUCCUCUUCCACAGGCGUUUUGACUACAAUGACAAGAAGUGUCUGAGGCUCAUGCAUUUAUUCAAUGAAAACUUCUACCUGCUAAGUACUCCCUGGGUCCAGCUUUAUAAUAAUUUUUCGGAUUAUCUUCGAUACCUACCUGGAAGCCAUAGAAAAAUAAUGAAAAAUUUGUCUGAAAUAAGACAGUAUGCACUUGAAAGAGCAAAGGAACACCUUCAGUCACUGGACUCCAGCUGCCCCCGGGAUGUGACUGACUGCUUGCUUGUGGAAAUGGAGAAGGAAAAACACAGACAAGAACCCAUAUUCACAAUGGAAAAUAUUUCUGUGACCUUGGCAGACCUGUUUUUUGCAGGGACAGAAACUACCAGCACCACUCUCAGAUACGGGCUUCUGAUUCUCAUGAAAUACCCAGAGAUUGAAGAGAAACUUCAUGAAGAAAUUGAUAGGGUUAUUGGGCCAACCCGCAUCCCUUCUGUCAAAGACAGGCUGGAGAUGCCCUACAUGGAUGCUGUGGUACAUGAGAUUCAGAGAUUCAUCAACCUUUUGCCCUCCAACGUACCGCACGAAGCAACAAAGGACACCAUGUUCCGAGGAUACGUCAUUCCCAAGGGCACAAUUGUAAUUCCAACUCUGGAUUCCCUUUUAUACGACAAGCAAGAGUUUCCAGAUCCAGAGAAGUUUAAACCUCAGCACUUUCUGAAUGAAAAUGGAAAGUUCAAGUACAGUGACUACUUCAAGCCAUUUUCUGCAGGAAAACGUGUAUGUGUUGGAGAAGGCCUGGCUCGCAUGGAAUUAUUUCUGCUCUUGUCUGCUAUUCUGCAGCAUUUUAAUCUGAAGUCUCUGACUGACCCAAAGGAUAUUGACCUCAGCCCUGUCACAAUUGGCUUUGGCAGUAUACCACCACCAUACAAGCUUUGUGUCAUUCCCCGCUUGUGAGACCUGAAAACUCUGUGUCUCAAAAAUCAGCACAGCUGCUCAUUAAUAUCCCUUAAAAUGUGACUCUGUAUUUGGAAAAAACAAAUUCUAGGGUCCCUCUCAUAGAAUGGACUAGACAAAUUGUAAAAUCUUAGCGAAUUAAGUGUUAAAAUUUAUGGAGUCAAUACACUCAUACACAUAAAAAUUUUUUUAAAAGUUA
Nannospalax galili (Upper Galilee mountains blind mole rat) is the source of this 1727-nucleotide messenger RNA. Its product is annotated as cytochrome P450 2E1. The record is from RefSeq and is a predicted model, not a curated record. The transcript has 9 exons. Gene Ontology annotation, cellular component: intracellular membrane-bounded organelle; cytoplasm. The coding region runs from base 47 to 1528 and encodes 493 amino acids. Gene Ontology annotation, molecular function: heme binding; oxidoreductase activity, acting on paired donors, with incorporation or reduction of molecular oxygen, reduced flavin or flavoprotein as one donor, and incorporation of one atom of oxygen; iron ion binding. Gene Ontology annotation, biological process: xenobiotic metabolic process. Lineage: Eukaryota; Metazoa; Chordata; Mammalia; Rodentia; Spalacidae.